Messenger RNA from Xenopus tropicalis (tropical clawed frog), 4017 nucleotides. It is a transcript of the gene c5, whose product is annotated as complement C5. NCBI's taxonomy places the organism in Eukaryota, Metazoa, Chordata, Amphibia, Anura, Pipidae. The record is from RefSeq and is marked validated. Gene Ontology annotation, molecular function: endopeptidase inhibitor activity. Gene Ontology annotation, cellular component: extracellular region.
UUCCAUGUCUUGGCAACCCCAGCCGCAAUGAUUUGCCUGAAAACUGCGCUGCUGCUGCUGUUGGCGCUCUGCGGGUGUUGCCGCUGCCAAGAGAAAACGUACCUUGUCACGGGGCCCAGAGAAUGGAGAAUAGGCGCUUUGGAGACGGUGGUCGUGCAAGCGUUCGGCCAGGAAGGAGAUUUGGCUAUCAGAAUCAAUGCGCUCAGUUACCCGGAUAAAAAGACCACCUACGCGACCCAACACCUCGUGCUGAAUGAUCAGAACAAUUACCAGGGGCUGGUGAAGCUAAUGAUCCAACCCAAAGACUUUCCAACGUACAGCAGUUCUGACCCGAUGCAAUUCAUCUACCUGCAAGCGCAGUCCAAUGCUUUCAACAAAGAAGAGCAAGUUCCUGUGUCGUAUCGAAAUGGAUUCCUCUUCAUUCAAACCGACAAGCCGUUUUAUACCCCCGACCAGUCCGUGAAGAUCAGAGUUUACUCUAUGGACGAAGAGCUGAAACCGGGGAGAAGGAAAGUCGUAUUGACGUUUAAGGAUCCAGAGGAAGUGAAAGUGGAUUCUAUAGAGGAAGACGAUUUGACUGGAAUUAUUUCCUUCCCUGCUUUCAAGAUACCAGCCAAUCCGAAAUUCGGCAUGUGGACCAUUGAGGCCGCCUAUGGAAAGGAUUUCACCACGUCCGGCACAGCAAAAUUUGAAGUGAAAGAAUACGUUUUGCCGAAGUUCUUCGUUUCGAUAGAACCGGAGAAGAACUUUAUUUGCUAUGACAAAUUCACAGAGUUUACCAUCACAGUAAGAGCAAGCUACUAUUUUAAGAAACUUGUUGACAAUGCAAAAGUCUACAUUCGUUAUGGGCUAAUCCAAGAUGGCGAGAGAACGAUGUUGCCUAAAUCCAUCGAUUUGCAGUCGAUGUUCAACGGAGAAAGCAUCUUCCAGUUUAACAGCCAAAAAGCAGUGGAGGAGCUGGGAUACUCAUCACUGGAAGAAAUCAGUGGAUCUUAUUUGUACAUUACUGUGUCUGUUGAGGAGUCUACAGGCCGCACAGAGGAGAGUGAAAAUGUCGACGUCAAGUUCGUUCUAAGCCCCUACACCUUCAAGCUUGUCGGGACUCCGCUCUAUGUGAAGCCGACAUUACCGUAUUAUAUCAAGGUUCAACUGCGAGACACAAUGGAUAAACCCGUUGGGAACAUACCCCUAGUCCUAUCCGGGGAUAUGGUUAAAGAAGAUGGAACCUCGGAACCCUUAACUGGUGGGCGGCUGAGGAUGAGUUCGGACAAAAGGGAUGGAACGGGCGUGUUUGUCUUAAAUAUCCCAUCCGACAUCUCAUCUCUGGAUUUCAAAAUAACGACAGAUGAUGGCAGCCUCCCAGAGGAUAACCAGGCGACAGUUAAUCACGUGGCAGUUUCUUACCAGUCCCUUACCAAGAGCUAUCUGUAUAUAAACUGGGCCAGAGAAAAAGAAGUUCUGCAUGUUGGCAGCUUCCUUACCAUCCAUUUAGUUCCAAACAGCCCGUACAUUGCCAAGCUGAGGCAUUACAGCUACCUGCUCAUAUCAAAGGGGAAGAUAUUGAAUUUUGGAACAGUACAAAGAGUGGAGGGUUCUGACUCUCAAAGCCUAACCCUACCAAUAACUUCGGAUAUGGUUCCCUCUGUGCGCCUUCUGGUCUAUUACAUUGUGACUGGAGAUGCCACUGCCGAGCUGGUUGCCGACUCCAUCUGGUUGGACGUUGUGGAGAGCUGUGUAAACCAUCAAACAGUAGAAUUGUCUACAAGGGAAACAACGCUUAAACCCGGGCAGAAGUUUAACCUGAAGGUUUCAGGGCCGUCGAAGUCAUUAGUGGCUUUAUCUGCGGUUGACACGGCUAUAUAUGACGUGGGGAAAAGGUUCCAGAGGCCUUUGGAAACAGUUAAGUAAUUAAAAAUCAUCUGGAAGGCCAGCGCCGAGACCGAGCUGAUGCGGGUGGUCCCUAUAUUUUACGUGUACCACUAUCUGGAGACGAGCAAGCGAUGGGAUUUGCUGGGGACUAACAUCUUAGCUGCACAGAUCGAAAUGCAGAGAAAAAUGAGAGAAGGCGUGAAUAGUAUCCUGUCGUUUAGAGGGAGUGAUUACUCUUACAGUAUUUGGAAGGAGGGCAAACCCAGCGCAUGGUUAACUGCUUUUGCCUUGAAAAUCUUCGGGGAGAUAGAGAAGUACGUCUACGUGAACAAAAUGUCUGUGUGCAACAGUAUCAGCUGGUUAAUCGACCAAUGCCAGCUUAGAGACGGCUCUUUCAUAGACAGGUCGGGCUAUCAACCCGGGAAGCUGCAGGGCACCAUUCCCAGCGAAGAAGAAAGAAGCUUAUAUCUCUUUACAGCCUUUGUGUUUAUAAUCCAGUAGGUCCUCAACAUGUGCCCCUGGCAGGAAGUGGGAGAUGCUGCUGGUAAGAGAAGGGCCGUGGAGUACCUGUCUAACAACAGCAAGAAGGCAAAGAGAACCUUCACACUGGGUAUCGCCGGCUAUGCCGUGAGUUGCGGGACUUUGGCCAGUGUGCGAUUCCAAGGGCUGCUGGAAAGGAAAGCGUAUGUCAUCGAAUCAGGUGAUUUGCCUAUUGUGCGGUACUGGAAAGAUUCUCUCAAAAAAGUGAACCCGACGGCGCCCGGUGCCGAGUCAGCACGCAUGGUGGAAACAACGGCCUACGCCCUCCUUAUGUACCUGAAACUGGCACAGAAGGACUAUUAUAAUCCAGUGGUGCGCUGGCUGAAAGAGCAACAGAGAUACGGCGGCGGCUUUUACUCUACUCAGGACACAGCCAUUGCCCUUGAAGCUUUGACCGAGGUUUCCAUUGUGGAUAAGAAGCUCACCUUAAACAUGGCCGUCCAGGUGUCCUACAAAAAAUCCGGUGAUUUCAAGAAUUAUAGGCUGACAGAGACCUCGUCAUUCACAAGGCCAGAAGAGGUGCCCCUUCCUGAGGAUCUCAUCGUAAGCACCCCGACUGCCAAUGGGAUUGCCACUGUACACGUAAGGUAUAAGGCGCCUGAUGACGACCCCUAUAUAUCUGGCAGCGCCGUUAUGGAGAUCACCAUGGUCACCGGAUUGGUCGUAGAUGAGAGCGAAUUAGAAGAGCUGGCGCAAAGGGUGGAUCAGUUCGUCACCGCUUACGACAUAGAGGACGGGAAAGUGAAGCUGCACUUUGAUGGGAUCCCAUCCGAUGAGUAUAUCUGCGUCACGCUACUGGCCUGGGAGCAGUUUAAAGUCUCCAUGUUAAGCCCCGGGGUAUUCAGAGUCUAUGAGUUUCACGCACCAGAUGAAGAGUGCACAACCUUAUUCAACCCCCUCGCCAGCCAGGACCUAGUGAACGUUUGCACCGGAAACCAGUGUAAAUGCAUCCAAGCCACCUGUCCCACAGCACAACAGAAAAUGGACACCUCCAUUACAGCCGACGCCAGGAAGGAAGCCGCGUGCAAGGCCGACAUCACCUUCGCAUACAAAGUCGUGGUGAUCACUUCUGUGGAAGACGGUGAUUUUGUUAAAUACACUGCGUCCAUUCUCGACAUAUACAAGAAAGGUGGCGACUUUGUAAAGGCCAAAAAAGAAGUGAAGUUUAUAAAGAAGAAGACAUGCACAGACAUUGAGAUAACCCAAGGAGAGCAAUACCUUAUCAUGGGAAAAGAAGGAAUUCAGAUCAGAUUCGGGUUUGACUUCCAAUAUGAAUACGCGCUGGACGCGGACACGUGGGUUGAAUGGUGGCCCCCGGCCUGUAGAACCAGAGACUGCGAGGAAUUCACCGACACUUUAUCGGAAUUCUCAGAAAGCAUGCUUUUCGACCAUUGUUAGCGGUGCCGCCAUUUUGCUUCUGAUGGAACCUCCAUCCUCGCUGUGCCAGAGUUUGUACCGGGAGGGGGGGAUGCCGCGGGUACUAUAAUGCCACCGUGCCAAGACCCCCCCCCACUCUACUAACUGCUGCAGGACAUAGGUUACAGGGUGUGGGGUGCAAAGGGUUAAGGACCCCCUUUUUAGGGGUUAAUAAAAUAUACAUUUUAUCCA